UAUAUGUGCUGCCUGAUUGCCUCAUUCUCCCUCCUUAGCUCAUAAGUUUAUUGCUCUUUCACAAAAAAAAGUAGAAAUAAUUUUUGCCAAUGGCUCUGCGUGGAGAUGAGCAUGAGUUUAUGAACUUAAGAGAAUGGGAUCGAAGAGCUCGAUUGAUCCGAGAAAACCCUACUUCAAGAAGGUUCUCUGCUUCCUACGUUGGAAGCUUUAGAGAAGAUCAUAAGUCUUCUUCAAGAACAAACUUAAGCAACAUCUCUAGUACUGCCUCUUCUCCUGGCUACACCCUCAAAGACGAGAUUGACCCAGCAACAUAUUCCUUCACCAAUGCACUCAAGGCGUUACAAGCGAAGACAAAGUUUAAUAACAGAGAAUGGUUAGCACAAGAAGGAUUUGCGUUGAAUUCGAAGUGGAACGAAGCAGAGAAAUAUAUAUGUAAUCCAGUGUCUGGAGAAGUUCCAAUGGAGUGUUUGUCUUCUAAAACACUAAGUGCAAGAUCUUUCAGAAACUUGACCACCAUGUCUGCUCCUCUUCACUACCCUAAUCUUAAUCCAUUGGUAAAUAAUAUUGGACCAAACAAACCUAAUGAUAAUCCCAACGUUAGAGUUAUCCACGAGGAUCUUUAUGCUCCUGAUCCUGUUCUUGUUCGAGCAGAAAAGAAAGUUGUGGGGCUGAAACAAGAUGUGGGCAUUCAGAGUACGUCGGUGGAUCUUAGCUCCGGUAGCCCUAGUCCGGCAAAGACGCCUACGAUCAUGGAACGGUCACUGAAACGACACGUGAAGGAUAAUGAUUCGCCAGUGGAUUUUACUCUCAAACUAGAAGGUCAACAAGAGGAUUUGAAGUUAGAAGAGAAGCAAGAAAUGAGAAAAGAAGGAGAAGAAACAGAGGACAAGCAAGAGAUGAGUAUUAAAGAAGGAGAAGAAAAAGAAGAGAAGCAAGGGAUGAGUACUAAAGAAGAAGAAGAGAUGCACGAGAUGAGUAAUAAUAAAGAAGAAGAGAAGCAAGAGAUGAGUAUUAAAGAAGAAGAAAAAAUGAAGAAGCAGAAGAAGAGAGGAGGUGGAUGCUUCUCAUGGAGAAGAUCAAAACAAAGAAAACCAAAGUACAUCUUCCCUAUUUGUGUUCCUCAUCUUGUCAAAGGUUGUUGAAACAACAAGAGUUUCUACAAAAGCAACAAGAAAGAACUUCUUAAUGAGGUUAUUAUUAUUAUUAUAAGUAUUAGUCUUCCCUCUUCAUAUAGAUAAAUUCAUCAUUCAUCAUGGGAAUGUCAAAAGCUUAACAGUUUCUUUUGCUC
Raphanus sativus (radish) is the source of this 1288-nucleotide messenger RNA. RefSeq lists its product as uncharacterized. The transcript has 5 exons. NCBI's taxonomy places the organism in Eukaryota, Viridiplantae, Streptophyta, Magnoliopsida, Brassicales, Brassicaceae. The record is from RefSeq and is a predicted model, not a curated record. The coding region runs from base 90 to 1142 and encodes 350 amino acids.